Messenger RNA from Alnus glutinosa, 1355 nucleotides. RefSeq names its product calcium uniporter protein 2, mitochondrial. Gene Ontology annotation, biological process: calcium import into the mitochondrion; mitochondrial calcium ion homeostasis. The record is from RefSeq and is a predicted model, not a curated record. Gene Ontology annotation, molecular function: calcium channel activity; uniporter activity. Gene Ontology annotation, cellular component: uniplex complex; mitochondrial inner membrane. NCBI's taxonomy places the organism in Eukaryota, Viridiplantae, Streptophyta, Magnoliopsida, Fagales, Betulaceae. The coding region runs from base 227 to 1276 and encodes 349 amino acids. The transcript has 2 exons.
CCCUUCAGUCGUUCGCAACGGCACGUCCAAUUUCUCUUCCCUUCUCGUUCCAACCUCAAUAUAUCGAGAUGUUUUCAAUUUUUUUUUUCAUCAUAAUCUCCGGCGUAAUGGGACACCUAUAUAUAUUGAGGAGGUUUCUAAUUCACAUAGCGAUCAAAGCGACUCUCUACGCUUUCUCUCUUUCGUCAGACUUCAAUAUCCCUAGAAAUUUCUCUCUUCUGUUACAAUGGCGUUUAGGAAAACCCUGGCUCAGCGUCUCUUCAAUAUCACCAAGGUCUCGACCCAAACCCUCCCGAAUUGCCGGAUUUCCUCGUCUUCUGUCCGGACCCGGGCUCCGCCCGACCCGGAUAAAACCUCCAUUGUUACCGAUCCCGGAGACGGCGGGAUUUUCCGGAGGUUUCUUCACAAGCGAUCAGUGGCGUUGGAUCCGGAGCUCCGGUCGCUUUCUGUCGGGGAGAACCUGAUGGGGAAGCUGAAGUCCAUCGGCAUUGCCCGGGACCGGAUUCGACUAGACGGCCUGAGCCCUCCUCCGCCGGCAGUGACCUGUACGGAGGGGGGGCUGACGGUGGAGGACGCGAGGAAGCUGCUGAGGGUGGCGCAAUUGGAAGCUGUGAAAGCUAGGCUGAGAGAGAUCCCGAAGAGCUGGAUACCUUAUUCGGACUUUGUUCGGGUCUGCAGAGAGGGCUGCUUGGAUCCGGAUCAGGGUCUCGGGUUGGCCAAGACGCUCGACGAGUCCGGAAACGUCAUCGUCUUGGGGAACGUCGUGUUCCUCAGACCCGAGCAGGUGGCAAAAGCCAUUCAAAGCCUUAUUCCUAUACCCGGAGCCAACCCAGAUGAUCCAAGACGGCGGGAGGAGCUGGAGGAGAUGGAGAAGCAGAAGGCGGCGAUUGACAAAAAGGUGGAUGCCUUGGUUCGCCGGGAACUCUGGUGCGGGCUGGGGUUCCUGGUGGUGCAAACAGCAGGGUUCAUGAGGCUCACGUUUUGGGAGCUGUCGUGGGAUGUCAUGGAGCCCAUUUGCUUCUACGUUACCUCCAUGUACUUUAUGACCGGCUACGCCUUCUUCCUCAGGACCUCCAAAGAGCCUUCCUUUGAAGGGUUCUAUCAGAGCCGGUUCGACGCAAAGCAGAAGCGACUCUUGAAGGAUCACAAUUUUGACAUUGCAAGGUACAACGAGCUCCGGAGAGCUUGUAAUUCGUCUUCAGAACAAGCAGCCUCUUCAGUUGCUCCAUUGUUCAGAAAUGCUGAAAAGCUUGAGUUUAGUGCUCUAAAUCAAUAAUUUGGACCACCCCUUGGCCUAUUUUCCAUCCCAUAUGUACCCUUAAAAUACAGAUCGAUGCGGCUUUCUACAAAAGUAA